Messenger RNA from Meloidogyne enterolobii, 1107 nucleotides. Lineage: Eukaryota; Metazoa; Nematoda; Chromadorea; Rhabditida; Meloidogynidae. The record is from the annotation of a GenBank genome assembly.
AUGGUGCAGGCAAUAACUUUAGCAGUAAUGAUCAACGCUUACUUAACUUUUUCUCUCGGAAUAGUAUUUAAUUUUUUGCUUUAUUAUUUGGCAAAAAAACAUUCAACAAAUGAUCUCAAAGAAUAUUUUCGAAUUACAGUCUAUCACAUUUGUUGGCAUUUGCUUCAAAUAAUAUCACAAACAAUAGGGCAACCCCUUUUCUUUAUUGCUUCGGAUAAUAAUGCUUAUGUUUUUCUCCACGGCCCGGGUAGAUGGAUUCCUGCAAUUCCUUUACAGCAUUUGGUUCUCUUGGUUUAUUUGUGUACUUUGGGAUGUAGCACAACAUCUAUUUCAUUGCAAUUUAUUGACAGAUAUUUGGUUAUUUGCAAAAAUCAUUCAAAUCAUUUUCGUCGCUAUUCAAUUAUGGGAUUUAUUGUUUUGCUUAAUGCUUUAGUAAUCAUUAUUGUAAAUAUUUGUUCAUUGCCCACAGUUAAUUAUCAGCUAACGUUACAAAAAUUUGUCAAAAUUUGUGGGUUAUUAUUCGACAACACACAAAAUGUUGAAUUCUUACAGAGUAUCAGAAUUAUUUGGUCAUCUGAUUAUGAUAAUUUAAUUCAAAAAGCUUUUCUCGGUCUAAUGAUUAUUUCUGUUGUAUUUUUUAAUAUAGCAAUUAUUUUCUGCUAUAAAAAAAUUAAAUAUUUUCUGAUAAAAAAUCUGACAGGAAGUUGGAGUACUUUAAGUUGUGAAGCUUUGAAUCAGGUUUUGAGAAAUAUGUUGUUACAGGCAAUUCUUGCUGCAUUAACAUCUUUAAGUAUGCUUAUAUUCGUUACAUUAGCAGUUAGUGGAAUUUUCUCAGUUAUUAUCCUUCCAUUUGAACUUUUAUUAUUUUUACCCUCUCAAUGGUUGCCAGUACUCAAUCCUUUAAUUACAAUUAUAACUGUACAUAAAUAUAGAAUUGGAUUUAAAAAACUGAUUGGAUUAAAAGUUUUUACAGAAAAUUCGAAUAAACAAACUCCAGUUGUUUUGCCAAUGGUGCAAACAAAUAAUAACGAAAAUGUUGUUGUACAGGAAAGAUGUAUAACACCGUUAAGAAAUGAGUUAUUUCAGAUUGACCGAACAUAUAAUUAA